CUUUCCUUGGUCACACUGCAAAUGACACAAAAGCAAGGGAAAAUUUCUGCGUACGGUUCGUGUGCUGUGUGUUCAAAUUCCAAAUAGCCACCAAUCCGGUGUUAAACGUGUGAAACCCUCGGCUAUGAUUACAAAUAUCACAUUACUAUAUAAAUAAAAAGUCGAUCAAAUUCGAUCGAAUCGAAAUCGCUGCGAUUGCACUCAAGGUGGCCUGUCCCGUUGCUAAUAAGUGUUCGCGAAUGAGAGCAAAGCAGAUGGCGAAGAGCGUCCCGCGCUUCAGUGUGUGUGUGCGUGAACGAGUAGAAAGCGGCGGUAAAAACCUUCGCGUGUAACAUACAACCAAAAAAACAACCAUUUUUAAUAUAAAAAAAAAUAUAAUCUAUUACUCAGUGACACAUAAGUACAAAUAGUACGCAGGGAAUUUGAAAAAUCUAUAGGAAAUUAUAGGAGCAACAGUCGCCGAGGAGCGGAAUCUGCAGACGAAAACAAAAACGCUUUAAAAACGCAGUCGCCGAUACAGAAAGUGCCAGCGUGUGAGUGUGCAUAUGUGUGUACGUAGUAGUAGGAAAGGAGAACGGUGAAGUGAGAAAGAUAGAAAGAAGAAAAAAACCUAACUGGCUGUGCAAAACGCGCGACUGAUAAAGAUUGUGAUAAUCACAGAAUAUAAUAAAGAAACGGUGAAGAAACCACAAUCAAAAUUGGUUGAAUAAUAAUAUUUAAGCCAACGCCAGUGCUGAAAAAAUCGGUCCGCAUUAUCAUCGAAACGUUCAGUGUUGCACAUCGUAGCCGCCCCACGCAUAAUCCAACACUUUCCCCCUCUCCGUCCGUACACACAAACACACACGGAUUUGGAUUUUGAUUCCUACCUCUGCAUUAUAAUAUUGGGAUUGUUUUCACUCGCGAGGUGAGUCGAAGAUCUUAACAAUGCGCCACGAUCAGUCACUGGUCUUUUUUAGUUUUUUUUAUUAAUUGUUUUUUACGUAAGGAAUACGUAGAAUAAUUUAAAAAAAAAAACUUAAGAUUUCGGAAAAAGGAAAAUAGGGAAAACUUAGCCAUGAGUCGUCUGCAGAAGCAACAUUACGAGAUCUUGAGCAGCGGCACAAGCAAAUCGCGCCGCAAAAAUCAACAGAAUCCCCUCGAAUUGGGGUCGCCAUCGGUCGAGGAACAGGAUCAGGUGGGGCGGAAUCAUCUAAAUGGUAACGUCGUGGCCAAUGGCAAUGGCAAAAAGCGGAAGAAUAGUAAAUCCAAAACGUUGACCAAUGGUAAAAAGUCCAAAACGAAUCAGGAGGAUUCUGGUUCCGGAUCUGGCAAAUCAUUGAUAUAUAACAAUAAUAAUAACAACAACAACAGCAUCAGUGUCACCAAUGGUCAGUACAACAACAGCAACAGCAAGACCACAUCAGCAUCUGCAAGGGAUUAUAAUUAUCGUGAGACCAUAUCACCGCCAACACCUCCAUCGCCGCCAACUCCAAAUGUGGCGGAAAUUGUUUGUAUUUCGGAUGCAGAAAGCUAUGACGGACGGGAUCCGGAGCGGGACUUUUCAGAUCAGGAAGUAGAGGAGGAGGAGGGAAACGGGAUUGAUGAAUCGAGCCCAACAAAGUCUAAGACGAAGUCCAACAAUGCUGCUGCAGCAGCGGCGGCCGCAGCAGCAGCAGCAGCAGCAUCGAUGGCCUCAUCAUCGGCCACGCCAUCCUACGCCAUGCCCACCAGCAACAGUACACCCCUGGAUCUCGACAAUGAGUCCCAUCAACGAGACUUGGAAACUGUCACCGAUCUGCGAUCCUAUGUCAAAUUGUACAGUGAUGAGGCCGUCAGUCUGAAUGAUUUCAAAAUAAUACGUGUUCUUGGAACAGGUGCCUAUGGACGAGUUUUUCUCGUUCGCAAGCUAACAAGACACGAUGCCGGAAAAUUGUAUGCAAUGAAGGUUCUCAAUAAGAUAACCGUAGUCCAGAAGCGAAAAACCGCUGAACAUACCAAAACGGAGCGAGUGGUAUUGGAGGCCGUUCAGCGUAGUCCCUUUCUCGUGAGUCUCCACUAUGCUUUUCAAUCCUCUUCGAAGCUUUAUCUCGUCUUAGACUUUGCUAAUGGCGGAGAACUGUUCACGCAUCUCUACCACGCGGAGCACUUUGAUGAAUCCCGUGUGCGGGUGUACAUAGCCGAGGUGGUGCUGGCCCUGGAGCAGUUGCAUCAGCUUGGCAUAAUCUAUCGAGACAUUAAGUUGGAGAAUAUUUUGCUUGAUGGCGAGGGGCACAUUGUUUUAUCCGAUUUUGGGCUCUCGAAGAUCCUAACCGCGGAGAAUGAAUAUCGGGCGCACAGUUUCUGCGGGACCUUGGAAUACAUGGCGCCGGAGAUUAUCCGGACGGGACCACCCGGGCACGACAGUGCCGUGGACUGGUGGUCAGUGGGUGUGCUCACCUUUGAACUGCUUACCGGUGCUUCGCCGUUCGCAACAUCCGACGGACAGAGUCAACAGUCGGAGAUUUCGAGACGAAUCCAGAAGGAACAACCUCUGAUACCAUCCUCAUUUAGCGCCAACGCUCGUGACUUUGUGUUGAAGAUGCUGGAGAAGAACCCAAAGCGUCGGCUGGGGGGCAAUCAUCGAGAAGCCAGCGAGAUCAAGGAUCACCCCUUCUUUCAUGGCAUUAACUGGCAGGAGCUGCGCAACAAGCGGCGCAAGGCGCCCUACAAGCCCACCCUGACAGCCGAGGACGAUGUGCAGAACUUCAGCAGCGAGUUCACAGACCAGGUGCCCGAAGACCCCGAAUGCGAUGCCCCUCCCAGCCGAAUCAAGCUUUUCCGCGGAUACACGUACGUGGCCCCCGAGCAUUUAGAGCAGAUGCGACGGGAUAACCAUUGCCAGAUCCAAUACUGUAAUCCAGGACUUCAGAAUAUACCUUCACGCCCGGAUGACCUUGAGCUUGGUACCCGCACCGUAAGCGGUGCCUUUGGCACGUGCCAUUUUGUAGUCGACAGUUCCACGGAGAUGGUGUUUAUGGCCAAGGUCAUACCAUUGUCUAGGUUCCGACCCUCUGAGGUUGAUGCACUGAUCUCGUGCGCUCUGGACGUAGCCGGCCACAAAAAUAUUGUGAGCUACCAUGGAACGUUUAGGGAUAAGUGCGAGACGUGGAUUAUUAUGGAGUACCUGUGUGGCGAGGAACUGACCGCGUCUAUUCGCAUGGACGAGGACUCGUGUCGGGAGAUUUUCCUGCAGCUGGUCAUGGCCGUGCGGCACGUCCAUUCGAAGCAUUUUAUACACGGUGACCUGAAACCUGAGAACGUAAUGUUUGAGAGCCGGGAGGAUAAGCACGUCAAAUUGGUCGACUUUGGCAAUGCCUGUUACAAUAGCUGUUUCCAGAGCUGGAAAGACAAGCCGCGCUACACGUUGGACUAUGCUCCUCCUGAAAUGCUCGCGGACUCGAAUCUCGUCACUUAUUCACCAGCGGUUGAUAUCUACGGUCUUGGUGCGACAUUGUAUACCAUGUUGGUGGGUCAUGCACCUUACAGGCAGAAUGUGAACGAUGUGGAUCACUCCCCAUCUGCCCAUCAUGAUAUUCGCAAGCGCAUUCGUCGGGAGACGUUUAACCAGCACUCUAAGCGCUGGGAAAAUGCAAGUCCUGCGUUCCGGCAGCUGGUGUGCUGGUGCCUGCAGCGAGAUCCGGCCAAUCGACCUACACUGCUAGAAAUUCUUGACAGUGAAUGGCUGCAUUACAGCACCAACGAUCCAGACGUGGACAUUAUUGUACCUGCAGAGCAGCAGAUGGUUGUGGACCUCAGCGAAGACACCAUGGAGCAGCCGGCGUUAGGUAUGUCGAUCGAGCAGGAACGGCCAGAGUCCACAUUCGAAAAGGCUCCAGAGGAUGAGGGCUUAAUCCAACUCAGCGAAUCCACGGAUGCUACUCCCACAGUGGAAUCUAAAACGUUAGCUCCCACUUUGACUGCCGCAAUUGUUCCUCCUUCUGACGAUGAAGACCUAGUAGUGCACGAACGAUUUGACCCGAUUUUCGAGAUCCAAGCUGAUUUCUGCGGCUUUGAUGAGGAAGCGCCGCCUUUGGCGCGUUUUGUGGAGUUAUGUUCCGAACUGUCUCUGACACAGGAUGAUCAGGAGUACAUGCCACCGCCACCAGCUCCAGUCUUAGAUCGUGUCGAAUUAGUACCAGCAAACCAACGGCCGAGAACACGCCAGCAACUUCGAUCUGAAUGCCAGAUAUCACUCGGUGCUCCCGCUCUGGAGGACAGCAAAGCGUCCUUACGCUUGCUCAUGCAAGAACUUCCACCGCCCAUUGACAUCGUGGUGAACCGCAUUCCGAAGAGAACCCAGAGAGUUGUUCGUACAUUACCUCCGUCGUUCGGAACCACCAAGCAUGAGGAGAGUUUCCAUGGUUUUAGCAAAACGGCAAACUCCUGGCGAAAGGCCCGGGCUAGCUGGCGGCACUUCUGUCUGCUUAUCAAUGGUGUGCAGCAGGUGCUUAAGAUUAAGUUCAAAAAAGCACGUCGCGUUUAUUGCUUGCCAAACAUAAAGUUAGAAAAGUUGGACGAUGCCUAUGAAAAACCGCUGAUCUUCCCGCGGCCCAAGAGGCAAUUGAAGGGUACAAAACGGGAGCCCAAGGUGCCGCGGCCACCUACGCGAGUGCAACCGGAGAGGGCCCGGGCGCUGCGGCAACGAUAUCAGUUCCAAUGACAUGAGGAUGACGACGUCGAUGAUCUGGAGGUGGUGGAAAUCAUGGACGAGCAGCUAAAUGAGAGAGAUGAGCAACCGCGAGCGGUGCUACUGUGGGAGGGUGACUUUAGAAGACCACGGAUGUACAGCUGACGACAAACAUUGACCCAAUGGCCCCCCCAGAACAACGACGACCAGACCCCGGCCAAAACAGCGGGUGUAGACCCCUUGGUGUUCUGCACCCAGCAACGCACCCACUAACAAUGUAGAGCAGCAGUUAAAGGAUCCGCAAGACGCACCAAAGAUCCUGUCAAUAAAUAUUUAAAAAAUUGUUAUGCAUUACUCUAA
Drosophila eugracilis is the source of this 5005-nucleotide messenger RNA. Its product is annotated as chromosomal serine/threonine-protein kinase JIL-1. The coding region runs from base 1055 to 4678 and encodes 1207 amino acids. Lineage: Eukaryota; Metazoa; Arthropoda; Insecta; Diptera; Drosophilidae. The transcript is spliced from 8 exons. The record is from RefSeq and is a predicted model, not a curated record. Gene Ontology annotation, molecular function: ATP binding; protein serine/threonine kinase activity. Gene Ontology annotation, biological process: regulation of DNA-templated transcription; protein phosphorylation.